UAUAAUUUCCUCCCACAUCUUUGCCUCUCUCCACAUUCCAAAAUUUUCUCUCAUUUUUCUUUAGCGUUCCCAUCACUUUCUCGGAUUUUCUCGGCGACUUUCUUCCUUCCGUGCCAAAGCUGUUUUCGCUCCGUUCUCUAGCUUUUUGAAUCCCCUCAGGAUCGCUCUCGAUUUUUUUUUCUCCUCUUCUUCCUUUCGAUCUGUUGUCACAGUGUUACUGUUCGAAAUCGAUGGAGGUGGUGAAACAAGAUGGGAAUGAUUCUCUGGAUAUGCUGAUCAGAAGAGCUGUUGGAAAAGAUCCGUUUCUAACUUUCCACAGACCUGAAAACAGUCCUGUCCAGCUCUUUCAACUUCUCCAUUCCUUAGAACGUCCAGGAUGGCCGUUGCUCACUCCUUUGAAGAUACAACUGCACAAGUGUGAAAAGUGCGACAGGGAGUUUUGCUCUCCUGUCAACUUUAGAAGGCAUAAACGUAUGCAUCGCCGUUCCACAACCCCUGACAAGUAUUCUGGCAAAGAGAGGGAUGCGCUGGGGGCCUUUUGGGAUAAGCUCUCUGUGGUUGAUGCAAAGGAGAUUCUCUCAUUAAAGAGCAUGAUGCUGGAGAAUGUUCGUGGAGAAUCAGUUGAGUCAGGACUAAUUUCUCUGAUUGAAAACCCAGGAUAUACUGCGCUCCCGCAAUAUUAUCUAAGAGCUGGUUCUAACCUCUUGGAUAUUAUCCAGGGUAGACCACUUAGGUUUCCAAUUUCUUCAAAUCAACUUUUUAGCAUUCUCGAUGAUGCAAGCGAAAAAACUUUCAUGAGUAACGAGGCUGCAUCAAUGCAAAAGUACAUUUUUGACGGGGAAAAUGGAAAAAAUGUACUGGAGGCAAAAAAUGUCGUUGCUUGCGCAAGCUUUCUUUUGGAACAGCAAUUGAUUAAAGCUUGGCUUGCUGACAAAGAUGCGGAAGCCCUGAGAUGCCAAAACUUACUGGUUGAAGAGGAAGAAGCUGCUCAAAGAAGACAAGCUGAGCUGUUGGAGAGGAAGAAGAGGAAGAAGCUAAGACAGAAAGAACAGAGAGUAAAAGACCAGACAAAAGAUGUUAAGGAAGACGAGAGUACCACAUCAGAAGAACAACAACAAUCUCCAGCUGAGUCAUCAAGCGCGUUAUCUGUAGCUUCAGAUUCCGAUGCACAGAGGUCAGACUCCAUACCAACUGAGGACUCUUCAUCCCUCGAGGAACCUCAAGUUUUGGAAACUGAUAAUGAGAGAAACGGUGAAUCUCAAGCGCCAAUGGUUGACGAUCAUGGUGUUGGUAAUGGCCAAAACAUCGAAAGGCGAAGUGGCCGUAGGGAAAUGGAAAGAUCGCAGUAUGGAAUGGCGAAUGGGUUCCACGGUAAUCGUGCGCCAAAACUUGGAGGCAUGCGAAAGAAUGGAACUAACAGAGACGCAAGAGCCAAUACUACUAAAGUUUGGAGCCGGAAAACUGAUAACCCCAAAUCGGCAUCACCAGACGGAGUAGUAGCUGAACAGGAACAAACUAAGAACAGUGAAGUUCUGAUUGGAUCGGUAAGUGUAACAAUCCAGAACAGCUGUCUAGGCGGAGAACAUAACCAAGCAAAAUGUAGCGAAGAGGAGGGAAGAACAAAGGCUGUUGAGGCGAAACACACAUCUGAGGAAUCAACUGUAGAGGUAUCGAGACCAGUGAGCAGUCAGGGAAGGAAAGUGCCAACAGCCAAUGGAAACACAGACGAGAAAAAUAAGCACUCAAGCUCAACUGCACCUGAAGUUAAGAACGCUCAUCACAUAGGCUUGCAGUUCAACAACCAAGAAGCAAAGGCGUUUCUUGCGAAGAGAUGGAAAGAGGCAAUCUCUGCAGAACACGUGACGUUGGUUCUGUCUCAGGAAACAGACAUGCCAGGAAACAACAGUCACGAAUCCACAAAUGGUGUUAUAACCGCCGCAAGACCAAAGCAGAGGAUGAAACCAGAAAAGGGCACGAAGGUGAAGUAUGUUCCAAAACAGAAGAUUCCUUGAAAAAUCGAACUUGAUUCUGGACCAGAGAGUAUCAUUCUUUUUAGGUAAUACCAAAAGUGCAGUAUUAGUGAGAGAGAGAGAGAGAGAGAUCAUUUUUUUUUCUUGCUUCUAGUGAGAUUUUUUCUUGAUUUCGAGAGUCCUCAUUCUUGAUAGAAAGACAUUGAUUUGUUAUUUUGUUGACCUUAUUCCAUUCUGAGGAUUUAAACUUGAAAUUUAAGAUUUUGAAAUGAAAUAGGUUCUCAGA
Raphanus sativus (radish) is the source of this 2256-nucleotide messenger RNA. RefSeq lists its product as uncharacterized. The record is from RefSeq and is a predicted model, not a curated record. The coding region runs from base 231 to 2012 and encodes 593 amino acids. NCBI's taxonomy places the organism in Eukaryota, Viridiplantae, Streptophyta, Magnoliopsida, Brassicales, Brassicaceae. The transcript is spliced from 10 exons.